CGUGACUAUUUUCGGUUUUUUGAGUAGAUAUUAUUUUCGUAAAAAGAUCACGAUGGGACGGAUGAAGCUGUAUGCUGCGCUGGCGGCGCUGAGAGUGGCGGGCAGCGUGCUGUUGCUGGGCAUGGUGCACCCGGACGAGUUCUUUCAGAGCCAGGAGGUCAUGGCACGGCAUUUCUUACCCGAAGACUCGGUUUUACGCCGCGAAUUGUUCGUGCCCUGGGAAUUCCAACUGCCGAAUCCCAACCGCUCCGUCCUGUUUCCGUAAGAUUCACAAUUUUCCUAUUUAUUUUAUCAAAAUAAUAUCUUGAUAUAUUUUACAUUUUGUAGUGCGCUGGCGGCAAGGCUGCCGUACAAAAUCAUGGAGCUACUGGGAAUAAAGCUGACGGGGUGGCUGAUGCUGGUCACGCCGAGACUGUUGCUGUGUCUGCUGUCAUUUAUCGUUGACGCUGUUUUGUACCAAGUCGUGGGGAAAUUAAGUCGACACCAGAAAGUGGAGAUUCAACGAGAGAAACAGGAAAAAGCGCUGCUGUUAUUUGCCAGUUCGUGGCCGACGCUGGUAUUUUUGGUCCGACCUUUUUCCAACACGUUCGAGACGCUAAUUCUCGCUCUGUGUUUCGCUGUGUUAUUUCUCGUUAAUCCGCAUCGACGUGUUUUGUGCGGAUUAAUGCACGUCCAAACAUUUCUUCUUGGGAGUUUAUUGGCGAUUGGAUUCUUUACGCGGUUUACGUUUCCAGUUUUCUUCUUCCCACUUGGAGUGGAACUUGUGCGUCAACAAGACGCUCUGGUGGUUGUAGCAGCACGGAAGAAGGACGUUUCGAUGUCGCCUUCUAUUGCACGUCGCUUAGCAGCAACAAUUGCUGUAGCGAUGCAAGGGUUCGUUGCGUUCGUGGUUUGGUCAGCGUUGCUUAUUUUCGUGGAUACGCUGUAUUUUCGUCCGGAACUUUUUGAAGGUGAAUUAGACCGAAUUUUUCUGGAGAAAAUUGCUGCAAAUGCUGUGAUAGCGCCUCUGAAUAAUCUUCUAUACAACGUCCAAUACGACAACUUGGAGCUACACGGUGUACAUCCCCGGCUCACUCAUCUGACUGUCAAUAUGCCGAUGCUGUUUGGUCCAGUGUUUCUCGUCUUCCUGGUGAAGUUUUUCCGGUAUCCUGACCACUCGUUCUUCGGUAGUGCGUGUGUGUUUUUCCCGUUGCUUUGCUUGUCACUAGCUCCGCACCAAGAGCCAAGAUUUUUGCUGCCUGCUAUCGUACCGUUGCACUUGUUCACAGCUCUGCGUGGCAGAAUUGGGAUUGUUCGUUUCCUGACAAAGAACAGACUGGGGAAACUAGUGUGGAUUGUUCUUAACGUUGUUUUAACGCUGUUCUUCGGUGUUUUACACCAAGGAGGAGUCGUACCGAUGCUCCUAUCACUGUCUUCUUUCGCUUCGAAUCCAGUGGAGAAUAUCUCGACCACUUGGCUGCCAUCGUAUUGUAAUUUUGACGGAAUGGACAAUAUUUCUUUGGGGAUGGUUGGUACAGUGUCAUUGGUAUUUGCCAAGACGUACAUGCCGCCUCGCUUUCUACUUAGUGGGAUGACUGUAAAGUCUUCAUUUCAAGUGGUUGAUGUGGCUGGCAACUCUGCUGCUGGUCUGUCAGAGUUGCUGGGUUUAGACGUGCCAGUAUCUGCAGCAUUCUUAGUGUUACCAGCAAGCGUCGAGGUCAGGGAUGUUGUACCUUUUUCUUCUGGUUUGAGCACAUCAAAGUUGGGACGUUGUUUUCCUCACAUUUCAACUGAAGAUCUCUCAUUUGAACAAUUUUCGCUGGAUUUAUACUUGGUACAACGGACUCCAGGGGAGGCUUUGUAAGGAGUCAUCAUGUUACUAAACUAUUGCGAGGGAAUUAACAGGAAACGUUAACUCACAUAUCCUACAAGAACCAGCUACAUUUAUUUAGCUGAAUCGGCCUCUUUUUCUCUAAGAGCGUUGGGAAAAAAAGUAGCACGAAAGACAAUAACUUUUUUUGUAAAGGUUUUUGGAAUGCUUUAGAAUUACUUAGAAGUGCUACGCAAAAAUUGCCAAAGAUUGCCUAGUACAUCUAAGAAAUUGAUCAGUACUCAAGUUUAUAGUCAAGUUGACAGGGUU
Phytophthora nicotianae INRA-310 is the source of this 2119-nucleotide messenger RNA. RefSeq lists its product as hypothetical. The coding region runs from base 359 to 1843 and encodes 494 amino acids. The record is from RefSeq and is a predicted model, not a curated record. NCBI's taxonomy places the organism in Eukaryota, Oomycota, Peronosporomycetes, Peronosporales, Peronosporaceae. Gene Ontology annotation, molecular function: alpha-1,2-mannosyltransferase activity. The transcript has 2 exons. Gene Ontology annotation, cellular component: endoplasmic reticulum membrane. Gene Ontology annotation, biological process: GPI anchor biosynthetic process.